Molecule: messenger RNA, 1394 nt
Organism: Thecamonas trahens ATCC 50062
Lineage: Eukaryota; Apusomonadida; Apusomonadidae
Product: cell cycle checkpoint protein RAD1
Exons: 1
Coding region: 1-972 (323 amino acids)
Biological process (GO): DNA repair; DNA damage checkpoint signaling
Cellular component (GO): nucleus; checkpoint clamp complex
Source: RefSeq, a predicted model, not a curated record
AUGGCGGCAUCUUCGCAACCGCUGCAGACCAUCUCGUCGCCACCUGUGGCGGUCUCGCGUGGAAGCUCUGGGGCGAGCUUGGGCGAGGACGAGAACGGCGAGGCGGCCGAGCUGUACACAGAGACCGGAGAAGUCAACGUCAUUCGCGACGUUCUGGGCACGCUCGAUCACGUAGGCAAGGACUCGGAGGUGACGCUGCUGCUGCUGGAGAACGGGAUCAAGCUGACGGUGGUCAAUGAGUCUAAGACUGUCCUCGCCAACGCUUUCCUGCAGGACAAGCUCUUCUCCAAGUACGCCGUGGCCGUAGGCGUCCGCUUUACCGUCUCGCUCACCGUCCUGCUCGAGUGCCUCACUCUGUUUGGCACGUCGUCGACUGGCCGGCCGCUGCGGAUGAUCCACGCCCGCGACGGCGCGCCGCUGGUGCUCGAGCUAGUCGAGGCGUCGGUGGCGACCCGGUGCGCCAUCGCCACCCUCGUCGCGGCCGAGCCGAUCGAGCUCAACUUUGCCUCGCCUGACGUCCGGGGCAAGGCCAUCAUCAUCUCCAGCGCCGUCCAUGACGCGCUGUACGAGCUAGAGGGCGUGGCCGGCUCCAUUGCCUUUGAGUUUGUGCCGCAGACUCGCGCGGCAAGCGCCAUGUUCCGCAUGAGUGCUCGCGGCUCGGCCGGCUCAUGUGCCAUCGAGUUCCCGCACACGUCGGACGGCGGCGGCACCAGCGGGGGCACGGCAGAAGUCGGCCCCGGUGCUGCUGCCCUCAUCGAGUCGUUUGAUACUGUCGAGCUCAUCACCAACGAGUACAAGACCGAGCUUGUCCACGCCUCGCUCCGGGCGCUCGCGCUCGCGUCCAAGACCUCCAUCCGGGUCAACACCGAGGGCAUUCUCUCGCUGCAGCACAUGAUCAACCGCGGCGACGAGCUGAUCUUUGUCGAGUUUUUCGUGGUUCCGGACGAGGCGUACGAGCCGGAUGCGGCCUAAAAGCCGGCGUGACUCGGCUACGGCACUCGCUCGAUGCCGCUCACUCCCGAUGCGCAUCGCGGGCACGAAAACGCCCCCGGGUCGCGGGCACGGUGCGCAGCAAGGCAGUAGUAGCAGCCAGAGUGGUGGCAAGGCUCGAGCCGAAAGGCAAAGCUUGCGGCGUUGACGCCGCACACGAUGCAGCCGGUCGGCACAUGCUUGGCGCCGGUGUCGGCGGCCGGGCCGACAAGGACGGAUGUGGCGGCGCGAACUGCCGACGACGCAGCGUAGUCGAGCGCCGUCUUGACCCGCUCGAUGUUGAUGAGCGGGAGAAGGGCUGCGAGGGCAUUAGAGAGCGCGAUCCAGCCAAGCGUCCGGUCCAUAAAGUGCAGCGCGACAAAGCGGGCUCGCCCCGGUGCGCUCCGCACAAGCUGCAUGCCUAA